Gamsiella multidivaricata is the source of this 2073-nucleotide messenger RNA. Its product is annotated as aspartic peptidase domain-containing protein. NCBI's taxonomy places the organism in Eukaryota, Fungi, Mortierellomycota, Mortierellomycetes, Mortierellales, Mortierellaceae. Gene Ontology annotation, molecular function: aspartic-type endopeptidase activity. The coding region runs from base 457 to 1932 and encodes 491 amino acids. The transcript has a single exon. Gene Ontology annotation, biological process: proteolysis. The record is from RefSeq and is a predicted model, not a curated record.
CACCACACACUGAAGAGACACUGCUCGAAUAUGGGCUGUACAAAGUGUGGAGCGACGAAAAUAACACAGGCGAUAUGGUCCAAGCUGACAUCGAUCAUGCAGUAGGUCAAUGUACUUGCGCUACCACAAUGGCUUCUUGGCGUCUGACUGCAUAGUGUUAUCCAUACUCGUGAUCAUUUCAUUCUGCUCAUCAUGCGAAAUCGCUGGACAAGAGACAUGAAGGCAUGAAGGACGCUUUCUUGCCUCUCGCUCGUAUUCAUACUCUCCCUCGACCAGUAAUCGCAAUCUCUCAUCACACCAUUCGUUCAUUCACAUUCCUUCUCUCUUCAUUCAGUCAUUCAAUUCUUCUCUGCAUCCCUUCCUUCACACCCUCGGGCAUUUUUUUUUUCUUGUGUACGACUCGACUGGACUAAUCCUUGUCUGGACUGCACAGCACACUUUGUCCCACCCAGUGCUAUGGCCCAAUCACAGCCUUGGCCCGUCUACAGGACGUCUAGGAAAUUAUAUACCACCACGGACGUGCCAACGGAUCCUCAACUGGUCCCACAGCGUAUCUCAACCCUCUCAGCAGCAAGAAGUUACGGCUUUCUCCUCCUAUUCCUUAUCUUCAACGCAACCCUCACAUCACCCUCGCUCGCUGCAACAUUCGAGGUCAUGGUCUCCAAGCCCGUCAUUCAGUCUGACCCAUUUAUCAACGCCGCGUCUAGGAGCGUAUUAGGACAAGGAGGCAGCAAACUCUUUACCUCAAAGUACUUGGGAAACUCGGUCGUCACCAACGCCAAGAACCUGGGCUACUCCGGAACCAUGAUCCUAGGAGACCCGCCGCAAUCCUUCGAAGUUAUCUUUGACACGGGAAGCGAUAUGAUUGUGAUCACCUCGAACAAGUGUCAGGGGUUGCACUGCAGCGACAUGGCCCAUUACACCUGCAUCUCCUGCGCAAAGACCCUUUACUCUUACAACAUCUCGUACGGCGAUGGUACCUGGGGCAGUGGACCUAUCGUGACGGAUAAGGUCACUAUUGGUGGGCUUGAUAUCAAGAACCAGCAGAUCUUAGACGUCACGCGGAGCGGACUCGAUCUGUCGUCGUACGGACCAGGAAUCUCUGGUCUGGUGGGUCUCAUGCCUAGUUCGCCCGUCCUUAAUGCGAUUCCACCACUGGCGACCAUCUAUAAGAGCAAAUUGCUGGAUAUGAACGUGUUCUCAGUCUAUUUGACAUCGACCCUCAAGAAGAAUCAAGGUGGGUCCUUUCUUUUUGGCGGGAUCGAUCGCACAAAAUUCACAGGAUCACUCAAUCAGGUACCAAUCUCCACCACCCCGAGUGUCCGCGAGGGAAUGUGGUAUAUCGAUGCGGACAAUGCUUUCGUGGGCGAGACGUCUGUAGUAGGCUAUACAAAGUCGCCGUGGUUGUUCGACACUGGCACGUCGUUCAUCGCGGUCCCAACAUCGUUUGCACGGGCAUUCCAUGCCGAAAUCCCUGGGUCAGCCUACUCUGCCACGGACCAAGUCUACACGCUUCCCUGCACGGGCAACAUGACUUUUGGGAUCUCUUUUAAUGGAGUCAAGUACGAGGUUCCCUAUCUGGACUACGUGGCCAUUGCUGGUGGAGAGUCUCCGCUCUGUGUGUCGUUGGUGAUGCCAUUAGAGAAUUACGAAAUGUACAUCCUCGGGGAUCCAUUCCUUCGACAAGUGUAUGCCGUUUACGACUUCACGCCUGGAGCGAGCAGGAUCGGUUUGGCCAAGAUUAAUGUGACGAAUGCGUCGCUAGGCGACGAAGGACUCUCCGGAGAGCCUAUGCCCGGUGGCAUUGACAUUAUACCGGUGCAGCUUUCGAUAGGUCUUGGCCGGUUUGAGACCUUGGCGAUGUCUAGGACGACAUCCAGCAUGGCCACGGGCCUGAGUAUCAUCGCUAUGAUCAUGGCUAUGUUUACCUGAGAUGAGAAUCGCAUUGCGUCUUCUCCGUCUGUCCACCUUCCGUUUGUGCAACAUAGGGAGCCAGAAAUCCAAGAAUAAAUAGGAGGUUGACGUUGGCUCAGGAGUUCGCGGGAUAAUACAGGUCAGGAACGAGAUGCGCAG